AUGUCCGAGACGUCGUUUUUCGCCAGAAACAGGACCGCCAUCGUGGCCUCCGUAGUGGCCCUCGCCGGUGUGGCCGGUGUUUACUACCUCAACAAGUCGCUGUCGGUGGAACAGGGCCCCAGUGAGCCCGCCUCCAAAAAGAAGAAGAACAAGAAGAAAAAGUCCGCCAAGGAGUCGGACGCUUCCUCUUCCGCUGAGCCAGAGAAACCGAAGACGGCAGAGGCCAAGCCUCCUUAUCCCGUCGAUGCCAACGGCUUCCCUGCCUACUCGGACGACGUCAUUGAGCUGCUUCUGAGUGAGGACAAGGAGAAGUGGGCCCAGGCACUCAAAACCGCCGGUAACGAGAAGUACAAGGCUCAGAUCUUCGAGGAUGCCAUUGUGUUCUACUCCGCUGCAUUGCAGAUCAAGAAAGACCCCGUCUUCUACUCCAACAGAUCCGCCUGUUACGCUGCCUUGAACAAGCACAAGGAGGUCAUUGACGAUGCUUCUGCUGCUAUCGAAAUCAAGCGCGACUACGCCAAGUGUAUCUUGCGUCGUGCUAACUCCUACGAGGCUUUGGAGAUGUACCCAGAGGCCAUGCUUGACUUGACUGCUUUGACCAUCUUCGGUGGUUUCAACACCAGAUCCGUAGAGCUGUCCUUGGAGAAGGUCUUGCAAAAGCACUCCAUCCGUAUUGUUGAAGAAAACAUGAAGAACAGAGUUCCUGAGUUGCCAUCUGCCUCCACCAUUGGCUCUUUCUUCGGCACCUAUGUUCCUGAGACCUCCCCUGAGGGCAUCUCCGCCGAGUCUGAGAUCCCUGACAAGUACUUGUAUGAUGCCUUGGAGAACAUCAACCUCAACACUGCUGAGGGUUACGAAAAGGCUGACUCUUUCUUGAACCAAGCUCUUGCUGCUUACAAUGUUGACACCUUGACUGCUGAGUCCCCUGAGGCCGCCAAGGCUUCCAUUGCCUUGGAAUAUGUUGCUGCUUUCCAAUUCAUGAAGAACGUUCCUAAUGAAGCUUCCGAGCUCAUUGAGAAGGCUGUGGCCUUGAAGCCAAGAGCCAGAACCUACAUUACCAGAGCUUUAAUCAACGCCGACAGAUCCUCUUUCACUGAGGCUCUCGCCGACUUCCAGCGUGCUCUUGACAUGAACCCUGAGAACCCCGAUGUUUACUACCACUUGGGUCAAAUGUUCUACCUCACCUCCGACUUGGACUCUGCUAGAAAGAACUUCGAGAAGGCUAAGGAAUACAACCCAGAAAACCUCUACGCUUACAUCCAAUUGGCAUGUAUUAUCUACAAACAAGGUAACUUCGAUGAGGCUGAGAAGGCUUUCACCGAUGCUCGUUUGAAGUUCCCAACUUCUCCUGAAAUUUUGAACUACUACGGUGAGAUCUUGGCUGAUCACAACAACAUCAAGGGUGCCAUUAAGCAGUACGAAAUUGCUGCUAGAUUGCAAGAUGCUUUGCCAAACUACAGUGUUGGUGCCAUUCCAUUGAUCAACAAGGCCUCCUUGAUUUCUAGAGAGGGUCUUGAACAAUUGCCAAUCGCUGAGGAGUUGCUCACCAAGGCCUGCGAGUUGGACCCUAAGUCCGAGAUUGCAAGAAUUUCUCUUGCACAAGUUAAGUUGCAGACUGACAAGCCUGAAGAGGCUGUCGAGUUGUUCGAGGUUGGUUCCCAAUUGGCUAGAACUUUUGAAGAGAAGGUGCAAGCUACUUCUUUCGCUGAGGCCACCAAGAUGCAAUUAAGAAUCAAGGAGGAUCCUGUCUUGAGUGCCAAGAUCAGCGAGUACUUGUCUGCUAACCCAUAA
This is a messenger RNA of Australozyma saopauloensis, 1791 nucleotides long. RefSeq names its product protein channel (gene TOM70). Gene Ontology annotation, molecular function: protein binding; transmembrane protein transporter activity. The record is from RefSeq and is a predicted model, not a curated record. Lineage: Eukaryota; Fungi; Ascomycota; Pichiomycetes; Serinales; Metschnikowiaceae. Gene Ontology annotation, biological process: protein insertion into mitochondrial inner membrane; protein import into mitochondrial matrix. The transcript has a single exon. Gene Ontology annotation, cellular component: mitochondrial outer membrane. Bases 1 to 1791 code for a protein of 596 amino acids.